AUGUCCCAAUGAGACCGAAAGCACAGAAUCAUUGCUCCCUCCCCUGCACGAACAAAGCUGGUAUCAUUAGCAGAGAGAUUCAGAGCACGCGUUAACUGAUGCAUUGAUUACCACAGCUGUAACCCAAUCACUGAUCACUUCUCUCUCUCUCUCUCUCUCUCUCUCUUAUCUCCAUGUGAUUUAUUGUUUUUCCUUUUCCGUUUAGGCAACUCUCUUGUUUCGUUCAGCUUCCACUCUGUGUUCUCCAUGGCUGCUGCUACUACUCUCUCUCUCUUCUUCUUCACUAUCUUUCUUGUUCUCACCCCAAUAAUCAAUGCCCAGGUGGAAGAAACUGGCUUGAAGAUAAUGGCGGACGCGCUAGAAUGGCCAAUGGCGAUGUCCAUGUACAACGAUUUGGAGGAGGAUGGUGAUGGGUUGGUAGAUUUGGAUGGUAAUGAGGAGAUGGGUGGGCGUAGAUCAUUGUUCUGGAGAAGAGUACAUUACUAUAUCUCGUAUGGUGCUCUCGCUGCUAAUAGGAUUCCUUGCCCUCCACGUUCUGGGAGAUCUUACUACACUCAUAAUUGCUUCAAGGCUAGAACCCCUGUUAACCCUUACACCAGAGGAUGUUCUAGGAUCACUCGUUGCAGGAGAUGAGAUGAGCCUCCAUUUUUUACUCCGUUAUAUGUGUUUUUGGUUAAUGAGGUACGUGCGUAUGUGUUUGUGAGUGAAUUUGUUUGUGGGUUUUUGAUGAUUAGUGAGAGGAUUUGCAGUGCUAUAUUAAUGAUCUAUCGAUGAACAAUGUGAUUGUAGUACAAUUGUUGUUACUGUAAUUUAGAAGUGGUUUCUUGUUUGUUUA
Hevea brasiliensis (rubber tree) is the source of this 835-nucleotide messenger RNA. RefSeq names its product protein RALF-like 34. The transcript has a single exon. NCBI's taxonomy places the organism in Eukaryota, Viridiplantae, Streptophyta, Magnoliopsida, Malpighiales, Euphorbiaceae. The record is from RefSeq and is a predicted model, not a curated record. The coding region runs from base 247 to 633 and encodes 128 amino acids.